UUAUUUAUGCUACCUCACUAUCUUAUUCUAUUGUAUUUUAUUGUACUUGAAUACCGGACUGCUGUGACAACCGAAUGUUGGUACUUUUGUUACUAGGUGUUCAUUUCCUCAGAAGAAGACUCUUUGCUCGGUAAAUGAAAGUUAAAGAAACGAAACCUACCUGUCGGUUACCUGCAUCCCGGACGUUUCCUCACCUGCCGCACAAGUUCCUACAUGCGAGCAGGUGCUUGACUCCUAACGAACAAAACUCAUUUCAGAAAAAAAGGACUUUUAACUAGUUUUUUUAAAUUAUUAUUAUUUUUUAAAGAAAAUUAAUUUACAGUAGACAAUAAGUUGUCAUCAUGAACAGUCUGAACCAGCAGUAUGAGGAGAAGGUGCGUCCCUGCAUUGACCUCAUUGACUCUCUCCGCUCUCUGGGAGUAGAGAAGGACCUGGCGCUGCCUGCUAUAGCCGUCAUUGGAGACCAAAGCUCGGGGAAGAGCUCCGUGCUGGAGGCGCUGUCAGGGGUGGCUCUGCCGAGAGGAAGCGGCAUUGUGACAAGAUGUCCUCUGGAACUGAAGAUGAAGAGAAUGAAAGAAGGAGAGGAGUGGUAUGGAAAGAUCAGCUACCAGGGCCAUGAGGAAGAGAUAGAGGACCCUGCAGAUGUGGAGGAGGAAAUUAGAAAAGCUCAGAAUGAAAUAGCUGGGGUUGGCGUGGGCAUCAGUGAAGACCUCAUCAGUCUGGAGAUCGGUUCUCCUGAUGUUCCAGACCUGACCCUCAUUGACCUGCCUGGCAUCGCCAGAGUGGCUGUAAAGGGACAACCAGAGAACAUUGGAGAGCAGAUAAAGAGACUGAUCCAGAAGUUCAUCAAUAGACAAGAAACCAUCAGCUUGGUGGUUGUUCCAUGCAACGUGGACAUAGCAACCACUGAGGCUCUGAAGAUGGCUCAGGAGGUGGAUCCUGAUGGAGAGAGGACUCUGGGUAUCUUGACCAAGCCUGACCUGGUGGACAGGGGCACAGAAGAGACAGCUGUUGAGAUUGUCCAUAACGAGGUCAUCCCGCUGAAGAAGGGCUACAUGAUGGUCAGGUGCAGGGGUCAGAAGGAGAUCACAGAGAAGGUGUCUCUUACUGAAGCGAUGGAAAGAGAGAAAGCCUUCUUCAGGGAUCACGCAUUUUUCCACACUCUCUACAAUGAAGGCCAUGCAACAGUUCCAAAACUGGCUGAAAAACUCACACUGGAGCUGGUGCAUCAUAUUGAGACUUCUUUGCCUCGACUGGGAGAGCAGAUAGAGGAGAAACUAGCUCAGACUCAGGCAGAGUUGGAGAAAUAUGGCAGUGGACCUCCAUCUGACGCAGCAGAGAGACUUUUCUUCCUCAUCGAUAAAGUGACAGCAUUCACUCAGGAUGCCAUCAGUCUGACUACAGGAGAGGAACUCAGGUGUGGAGACAAGCUCAAUGUCUUCUCUACACUCAGAAGAGAGUUUGGGAAGUGGAACGCCCACCUGGACCGAUCAGGAGAAAAGUUUAACAGUAGGAUUGAGGAGGAGGUGGAGGACUACGAGGAGAAGUACCGUGGAAGAGAACUGCCGGGCUUCAUCAACUACAAGACCUUUGAGGUGAUGGUGAAGGAGCAGAUCAGACAGCUGGAAGAACCAGCUGUCAAGAAACUUAAAGAUAUAGGAGAUGCUGUUAGGAAGGUGUUCAUACAGCUGGCGUGCAGUAGCUUCAUUGGAUUUCCUAACCUCAUCAAAGCAGCCAAGGCAAAGAUUGAAACCAUUAAGCAGCAAAAAGACUCCACUGCUGAAUCCAUGCUGAGAACCCAGUUCAAGAUGGAGAUGAUUGUUUACUCCCAGGACAGGACCUACAGCAGCAGUUUGAGUGAGAUCAAGAGAGAGGAGGAGGAUGAGCAGAGUGAGGAGGAAGACACAUGGAAACACCCUGCAGUACGGAGCAUUGUGUACAGCAGGGAUAAUUAUGCAACACUCCAGGAGCUGAUGCUGCACCUGAAAUCGUAUUACAAAAUUGCCAGCCAGCGUCUGGCUGACCAGAUCCCACUGGUGAUCCGCUACCAGAUGUUGCAGGAGUCUGCCGCCCAGCUGCAGAGGGAGAUGCUGCAGAUGCUUCAGGAUAAAGAGAAUAUGGAGUUCUUGCUGAAGGAGGAUUGUGACAUCGGCACCCAGAGGACUGGUUUGCAGAGUCGCCUUAAACGCCUCAUGAAGGCCCGUGCAUACCUGGUGGAGUUCUAGAGGGGUUCAAGGCCUAACAGCAUGAGUCAAUGCAGCACAAGAGGAGUCAUUAGGGCCUAGUGCUUCACUCUACUGUUAUACUGUGGAUUUCUUCUUCUUCCUCUUCCGGACGCAAUUUCGUCCCGCUACUAGUCCUACAACUUGAAGAGUUGCAGGACAAAUUAUAUAUCAAAACGUGCGGUUUGAUCGGGAUCGGUGUGCUAUUACUUUUCUCUACAGAAUACGAUUUUUUUGCUCCGUAAGUCGCGAAAAACGGACCAAAAUUUUGCAUUGAAGUGAAUGGGACGGCCGACAAAAAAUGAGCGAAAAAGAACAAUAAUUGGAGAUUUUUAAACGUCUACUUCUCCGGCAUAAUUUAACCUAGAGACUCCAUUUAAACUUUAAACAGUAGACACAAGUCUUGUGUAUUGGUGUAUUAAUUUGCAUUUCGAUAGGUCAUAUAGUUUUUUAUCAAUCCCUGUUCAAUGACCAUGAUCAUUUUUGGAGAAAUUCUGAGAUUAUAAUGGGUGUGUAUUGCACGGAAUGUUCGUGUCACAGUGUGUGACAUCAUCACCAGAGUG
Centropristis striata (black sea bass) is the source of this 2785-nucleotide messenger RNA. Its product is annotated as interferon-induced GTP-binding protein Mx-like. The coding region runs from base 342 to 2225 and encodes 627 amino acids. Gene Ontology annotation, molecular function: GTP binding; microtubule binding; GTPase activity. The record is from RefSeq and is a predicted model, not a curated record. Gene Ontology annotation, biological process: defense response to virus. Gene Ontology annotation, cellular component: microtubule; nucleus; cytoplasm. The transcript has 12 exons. NCBI's taxonomy places the organism in Eukaryota, Metazoa, Chordata, Actinopteri, Perciformes, Serranidae.